GCAGCUGUCAUCUCCACCGGCUUGACGAGACGAGACAUAAUCUGAGCAGAAGAAACGCUAUGAAACACUGAGGCCCUCGGUGCUGAACUCCCCCCUGAGUUCCCUGAGCUGCUGAGAACUUUCAUGCAUGGAAACAGGUCAGAGUUGGCCUAAGUGAGACGAAGCUGAGGCUGGAAGUGGAGACUCGGCUGAAGGGUGGACCACAGAGGCAUUACGAGGUCUUUACAGGUCUUACCCUGAGGUAUCUAACUGUGCAAGUAUGAAUCCAAUGUGGAAAUUAUACAAGAGCAAAGUGAUGAAGACGCUCAACCCUGAGUAUGAGGAGGACACUGCAGAAGAGGUCACAGAGGUGGAGAAUGACAUGAGUCCAGUGCAGGAGGAGGAGGGUCCCAAUGCUGUAUCCCAGCUGGCCAAGAAAAUGCAGGGGGCCGGGACUAAAAGCUGGAACAGGCUAUCAUCUCUCUUCAACAAAGACGAUGAACACCAGCUCCUAGAGGAGACUGAGAGCCCGCCAGUCGCCGACCAUCCACUUGCAGUAAAGCCGGAGGAGCCUCCUCCUCGACCCCCUAAGCGCACAGCAUUCUGGGAUAGCUUUGCAGCCAACUGGGCCGCCAAGAAGCAGGCGGAAGCUGCAGCCGCUGCUGCUGCAGCGAACGAGGCAGCAGCAGCAGGUCAGGGUGAAGAGGGGGUGACAGAGGCUGUAGGGGAGGAGAGCCAGGAUGGGCAGAUCCCUCAGGGAGAGGAGAGUGAAGGAGGCGGAAGAGGAGGAGGAGGAGGAAGGAGCGGCAACAACAGCUUCUCCAAAUACGUCUCACUGGGAGGAGGGAGCGAGGACGCAUCCUUUAAGUGGAACUUUGUCACCAGCAAGCUGGCAGAGCUGAAGGCCAAGAGCAACUAGCUGCUCAGGAUGAAGGAGUGUGGAGAAUAUAAAGAAUAUGACGAUGACGGGGGGUUAGAUGUAGGAGUGUGGAGGAAGUGUAAGGAGGAGGCUAUAUUUCACACAGGAUGUCCUGAAACCAAACUGUACAGCUAUUGUAGAAGUCCCCUUUUAUCUGAAAUACUCAACUCAUGCAUCGUCUCUUAUACAUGUCUUUUAACAAGCAGCAAAAAUGUUACAAUAAAUUAGGUUAUUUUAACCAUAACCUUAUUUAAGGCCCACAUAACCCCAGAACACAAAUAAUCUUGAAAUAUUGUUUUGUAUUGAAUUUUCAAGAGCAAGAAGAGAUCAUAGUAUGAAAAAAUAUCACAGAAUAAAAUGAGUUUACUUCACAAAGGGGACUUCUAAAAUUGCUUGUACUAAAAGAGAGUUACACUAAUUGAAAAAAACUUAUUUAUUCCUUGGAGAUGAGGUGGGUGUAUGAUACAAAUCUGCCUCUGGAGCUCUUUCCAAGCUUUAGAUGCAGCUGACAGUGUGACAAGUGAUCAGUAUGGUAGCCAGUGUUUAACCUGUUAAAUAGGCCGCACAAUACAGCCUGCUUUCAUGGAGCUAUAUGGUGAUGUCUACUUUCCCAUAGUGCUUUUAAAACCACAAAAAGGUACCUCCACACCUGUCAGCAAACUUGAUCUAAUCUGUAGUUUAGCAAAAACGGAUUAAGAGAUUAAAGGCAGUGAUAGCCAGAUUAGUUAAGGAUUAUCUCACUUAACCUGCGCAGAGGGCAGGGGAUUUCUGUGAAGAGAUUUGGCAGUGUGACAUAACUAUUGCGUAAUAUAAACAUUUAUAAACCACUUUUUCUCUCCUCGGACGCCAGUAAGAGGAAGCCUGCGGUACCACUGUGUGUGAAAAUGUGAAUGUGUCAGCUCAGGUGCACUGACAUGAUGACUUAGAUUUUCUGAUUGUGACUGAGACUGUUCAAAGAGUUUUUAACAUUCCUAAUUUUGUGACAUGAAAGGCUUUGAAUAUUAUUUUAUCUCAGAUUUUGGUUUUUGACUUGUUGUAUGUUAUCUGAUGUUUUGUUUUCUGGUAUGCUAUAAUAAAGACAUCUGUACAAAAAGUUCUGACAAAGCAUAAAACACCACAUGUAAUUUUCUGGAUGAGAAGAGAAAUGAGCCUUUUAAAUUUUGCGGUAGCAUCCUAAUUGGCAAAUAGAGAUCGUAGCAAAGUUUGGUUGGAUAACUAGAAGAGUGAACACCCAUAGUCAGCUGAUUAGAGGAAGCAGAGGGAGGGAGAGAAUCGUGAAGGGAGCCUUCUUAAUUGAACUUACGCUGAGCUUCAUGUCAAUGGUUCUGACCUGCAGUCUGUCUAACAACAGCAAACCAGCCCCCUUUAACAAAUGUGAGGGGCUAGUUUUCUUGUCCAGAGCAAAACCCUGUUCCUUUAAUUAGUGUCCUUUCUUUUUUAAUCAGGCAGCCUUAUUGAGAUUAAUAUUUCUUUUUAAGAGAGUCCUGAGAACAAGAAACGUUCACAAGAACAUAAUUAGUAAGACAACAACAACACAGGAGCAGCACAGCACACUUAACAACGACAUAAACUAGAAUAGUUACAAGCAGUAGCGCAAGAAAGUUACAACCAGUGCACACUGUUAUGGCAGGCCCUACUGCAUGGUGUCAUGCAUGUAUUGUCAACAACAUCAACAUAAA
Messenger RNA from Epinephelus lanceolatus (giant grouper), 2577 nucleotides. RefSeq lists its product as uncharacterized. Gene Ontology annotation, biological process: spermatogenesis. NCBI's taxonomy places the organism in Eukaryota, Metazoa, Chordata, Actinopteri, Perciformes, Serranidae. The record is from RefSeq and is a predicted model, not a curated record.